Messenger RNA from Cryptococcus amylolentus CBS 6039, 819 nucleotides. RefSeq lists its product as hypothetical. The transcript is spliced from 3 exons. Lineage: Eukaryota; Fungi; Basidiomycota; Tremellomycetes; Tremellales; Cryptococcaceae. The record is from RefSeq and is a predicted model, not a curated record. Bases 1 to 819 code for a protein of 272 amino acids. Gene Ontology annotation, molecular function: NAD binding; oxidoreductase activity, acting on the CH-OH group of donors, NAD or NADP as acceptor.
AUGCCCACCCACCUCCCCACGCCCCCCGCCGAGCCCCAAGUCCGCGCCGCCCAGGCCACCGUCUACCUCCACACUCCCUUCCACCCCAAGUCAGAAGCAUACGCUGCCACCCGCUUCGCCAAGCUCCUCCGCCCGAGCGACGGCCCAUGGGAAGUACUCAUGCCCCGGAUCGAUGCCAUAUUGCUUCGAACAGGCAAUGUAACCUCCGACAUGGUCAAAGCCGCCCCCAAAUGCCGUAUCAUCUCUCGCAACGGUACCGGCGUCGACAACGUGCCUAUCCAAACCUGCAUCGACAACUCCAUCGCCGUCACCAACGUCCCCGGCGGCAACGCCAAAGUCGUCGCCGAGCUCGCCCUCACCCUCAUGGUCACCGUCCUCCGCCGCGUGCUCGAAGUCGCUCUGAGCCCGGGACUGUUUGGCAAAGUCGUAGGUCUCGUUGGGAUGGGCGAUAUCGCGUACGAAGUGGGAAAGCUUGUGACGGCAUUCGGCUGCCAAGUCAUCGUCUUCUCCCCCACUUCCCCUCCUACCCGCUGGACCUCCUCCGACGCGCGCUACCAAACGCCCCUCCCCCACACCCGCGCUUCCUCUCUCGAAAAGCUUCUCCGCCAAGUCGACGUCGUCUCCCUCUACUGCCCCCUCAACGACAGCACCCUCAACCCGAUAGGAGAGCAAGAGCUGGGGUGGAUGAAGCCCACCGCAGUCGUGAUCAACACCGUGCGGGGCGGGAUCGUGGAUGGCUCAAGGCGGGAAGAUUGGGAGGAGCGGGGUUGGAUGUGUUUGUGGUCGAGCCGGCGUACGGAGAGCCUUUGGGCGGGCUGA